Molecule: messenger RNA, 1169 nt
Organism: Chenopodium quinoa (quinoa)
Lineage: Eukaryota; Viridiplantae; Streptophyta; Magnoliopsida; Caryophyllales; Amaranthaceae
Product: PRA1 family protein B4-like
Exons: 1
Coding region: 265-948 (227 amino acids)
Biological process (GO): vesicle-mediated transport
Cellular component (GO): endoplasmic reticulum; Golgi apparatus
Source: RefSeq, a predicted model, not a curated record
UGUAAAACGCGUAAACUAGCACGUAUAUCAAAAUUCGUCGGUGCAUCGGUAAUCCAUCCAUUCAUCAACUGCCAUCUCAACAUCAAGCUCCACGCCUCCACCCUUAACCUCCAAGUUUCCCCUCCCUUUUCCUCCAGAUCUCUCUCCCACCCUCCCCGAAAUUACCAAUUCACCCACCUCAUAUAACCCCAAAACAACCCCACUUUCAUCCAUUUACUUUCUCUCUCUUCCCCACAAUUUUCUCUCUCUAAAAAAAACUCAACAAUGGCAACAUCAGCACCACCAAUCCUCCCAAUCUCCACCCCACAAUCCACCCCUCCCACCAUCAACACGGCCGUGCAAUCCUCCGAUCCACCCAUCGCCACCCCCGCAUUCCGCUCCUUCAUCACCCGCCUCUCCGACCAAGUCAAAGACGGCUACUCUCAAGGCCGUCCUUGGACCGAACUCGUCGACCGCUCCGCCUUCUCCAAACCCGAAUCCAUCGCCGAAGCCACCACCCGAAUCCGCAAAAACUACUCCUACUUCCGCGUCAACUACCUCGCCUUCCUCGCACUCGUCGUCGGAUUCUCCCUCGUCACUCACCCUUUCUCUCUCCUCACCCUCGCCUUCCUCCUCGCCGCCUGGUCCUUCGCUUACCUCUUCAAGCCCGCCGAUCGACCCCUUGUCAUCCUCGGUCGCACCUACUCUGAUCGUGAGACGCUUGGGAUUCUUGUGAUUUUGAGUAUUGUGUUGAUCUUCUUGACGAAUGUUGGAUCUGUGUUGAUGUAUGCGUUUGUUCUUGGUGCGGCGGUUGUUUGUGUUCAUGGUGCUUUUAGGGCUCCUGAAGAUCUCUUCCUUGAUGAUCAAGAUUCUGCUGCCGAAUCUACUGGGUUUCUCUCUUUCCUUGGUGCCACCACUAGAAGCGCCGCCUACGCCGCUGCUCCCGCCGUCGCUGCUGCCCGCGUUUGAUUGGGUAAUUUCAUGAAUUUGGUGUUUAACACAAGAUCGAUGUCAUCUUUUUAUGUUUUUUAAUUUUUUUUAAAAUUGAGAUCUUAGAUAGGGAAAAUUUUUCUUUUAUUUGUAUCAUUCUAAUUACGAAUCUGUAGUACAUAUGAAUUUUUGUUGGUGAUGUUCAUAAUAUUUGGUUGAGUAAUCUGUUGAAUUAGAUAUUCUUACUUUUUUUUGGUGAA